AUGGGCUUCUCGGACCCACAACUAAUGUCUUUGCAUGUCACAGUGCAGAUAACGUCUCUGUUGUCUCUCAUUGCAUCGUCCGUUGUCAUCUAUCACAUUCUCUUCAAAAACCCAAGAAAGGACCAUAAUCGAAUAACGUUACUGUUGGCAGUUUCCGACUUUUUCACAUCACUGGCAACGGUUUUCGCCCAAUAUCCAGUCAACGGCGCCCUAAGCAACACAGACGGCACCGCAUCGUCAAUUUGCAUAGCUCAAGGAUGGGCAAUCCAGACAUUUUACAUCGCAUCCGCUUUAUGGAAUAGUGCUAUGGCAGUCAACGUCCUCCUCGUGCUCUCAUUCCGAUAUUCAAUUGACGAUUUACCGAAACUGGAUUUAAUGUACUCGGCAAUCAUUUUCAGUGUCACUCUAAUUACGUCUUCUGUGCUGGCUGCAGUGGGUGCCUAUGGUGAUGCUACACUAUGGUGCUGGAUUGUACCGUCUCGCUCCGAUCUUCGUAUCGGUGUCUUCUACAUCCCCCUCAUAAUCAUGUUUCUCUUUGACUUGGCAAUCUACAUCCAAAUUGGGGUUACGCUCUGGAAUUCUCAACGCAAGAUCAGAAACUCUGUUGGGAUUGUUCCGUCUCCUUUAUCGACGAGAGUGGGAAGAACAUCCACCAACGGAAGUGAUGAUAUCAGAGAUCCAGUGGCUAGAUUCGUGUCAAAGGUUGCCUUGUUCAUUUGUGGCUUCUUUGUGAUUCUGGCUCCAGCAUCUCUCAACCGCAUCCUAAACCUAGCCGGCAUAACAUCCUUCGGUUUCUUCUACGCCCAAGCGCUGACUCAACCACUAUCCGGAGUUGUCACGUUUGCAGUCUACUUUUCUCGUCGUGGUGGAGGUGCACCUGCAAAUUCGGGCUCAUCAGAUACCAUGAGUCAUCGACAAACAGGGGAAAUAAAACGAGCGAACUCGAAUUACGAGCUACAUCGCUCGACAAGUACUUUUUAUGCUCCUGAACGUAUGGGGAGUGUUGCUUUGAAUGGGUCGCAUCAGAGUCUGGUAGCUUGA
Synchytrium microbalum is the source of this 1041-nucleotide messenger RNA. RefSeq lists its product as uncharacterized. Lineage: Eukaryota; Fungi; Chytridiomycota; Chytridiomycetes; Synchytriales; Synchytriaceae. The transcript is spliced from 7 exons. Gene Ontology annotation, biological process: adenylate cyclase-activating G protein-coupled receptor signaling pathway; cell surface receptor signaling pathway. Bases 1 to 1041 code for a protein of 346 amino acids. The record is from RefSeq and is a predicted model, not a curated record. Gene Ontology annotation, molecular function: G protein-coupled receptor activity. Gene Ontology annotation, cellular component: plasma membrane.